AUGAAGUUAUUCAGGAAGGAAUAUCUGACACUUGGUAGUGUUUCAUUAAAAGAUUUUGUUGAUAAUUUACAAAAACAAAUAAGAAUAUUAAGUAUACUGAACCAUGAGACCUCGUGGCACUUGUCUGUAAAAGAUGGUUUGAAUAUUUCUUACAAUCAUGAGAGAGAGCCAGUCCACAGCAUUAGAGGCUCACCAUUUAAGAUCCUGUCUUCAGUGAAGCACUUCAUCAAUGAUUACAAUCCUCAGUCUAAAUUGAAGAUAUAUCGUGGUCAGUCCUUCACAAUACCAAACUAUGCUGUGGAGUCCAAUGGAGGAGAAAGGAUAGAAGUCGAUUUAAAGUUGUAUUCUUGUGUAUCAGUCAUUCCUUCUUUGAGGUUAAGCAGAGGAAAGAAAGUACCAGCAGAUCGGGUCUGCAGUGAACUCCAUGUCAAUAUUUAUGUUACUGGUAAUGUUCCUCUUUAUUCAACUGAAGAGGUGUCAGCUACUGGUCCUAAUGUUAUUAAUAUUAAUGAUGUUGCUGAUUGGACUGAGUAUGGACUCACAAUUGAUGAGAGGAGAUCAGCCUUUCAAGGAGCAGCAAGAAGCAGUUGUAGCCCUUUUUGUUUUUCUUAUUACUUAAAAACUCACAGAACUUGCUCACUGUCUACCAGCAGAUACAAGAAAGACAGAUUAAUUAUAGUGUUCAUUUUCAUUGAGUUACUCCCCACUACUGCUCCUGCUCCACACUCCCUCUUAGUUGAAGAGAAGUGGUGUGGAUCCAUUUCACUGCUGACUGGCCUAAGGAGGGACUUCCCCUCUCUUCUUCAUGAAUAUUCAAAUAAAGUUCAUAAAACAAUCCAUGAAGGACUCAAUAAAAUAUUCUGCAAUUAUUCUGAUUAUGGGAAAAUUACUGAUUCUUUCAGUGUGUCAUUGCCAUUAUUAUCAGGGGCAGUUAAUGAUAUUCAUAGAUUAUCUGUUAAUAAUAAAUUCAAAAAGGAAGUAGCUGAAUUAUUAGAAACAGAACAAGAUGUUGAGCAAGAAUUACUGAAGAAAUUGAAUGAAUUAUCAGAAAAACACUCCUUGAAUGACAGAGUGCCCACUACACCAGAGUUGUUAGUAUCAAUGAAUGAGGAAACAUCAGCUAAUGGAACUUCUGAAACUGGAGCUGGAAUCAAUGGGAUCAGAAUCAGUGAAACCAGAAUCAAUGAGACAGAGACAGGAUUCAACAGGACUGAGACCAGAAUCAAUGAAACCAAGACUGGAAUCAAUGAGACAGAGACUAGAAUUGAUGAGACAGAGACUGGGACCAAUGAGACAGAAACUGGGAUCAAUGAGACAGAGACUGGAAUCAAUGAUGUUUCAUUCAGUGAUUCUGAGUGUGAUUUUGAUACAUUAGCUAUUGUUCCUGAUAGUGAUACAAUCAUUGGAUCAAUAGUUCCUGAUGCAACCAGUUUAGCAGGAUCUCAUCAUCAUCAUCACUAUUAUUAUUAUUAUGAAGAAGAAGAAGAAGGUUAUGAUAUCGACCAGUGGUAUGAUGAUACUCCAGCAGUGGUGGUACCAUCAGUGAUUCAAACAGGAUCAGUUCAAACAGAGCCCAGCUGCUCCAGUCAAUACGAGAAGUGUUCGUAUGAUAGUCAACCAGAUCAUCUAAUGGAAGACAUUAUAAUGACAGUGUCACCUCAAAUUAAUGAACUGGACUUUGAUUGGUCGGAUUAAAAUAAUAAAAAAACACUC
This is a messenger RNA of Amphimedon queenslandica, 1713 nucleotides long. RefSeq lists its product as uncharacterized. The record is from RefSeq and is a predicted model, not a curated record. Lineage: Eukaryota; Metazoa; Porifera; Demospongiae; Haplosclerida; Niphatidae. The coding region runs from base 1 to 1695 and encodes 564 amino acids. The transcript is spliced from 9 exons.